AACGGCGUCGAUCCAAAUUUCAACAUUGUAGGCAGGUCAGCUUUUUCUGCCAAGGUGUUUUCUAAAAUAUACGUUCAUUUCCCUACAAAACCUUUGAAACAAGAUGGCAGAUCAUACGCCAUGUGCCCUGCGUGAAAAUGAUUCUGCACCGGCAGAGCUGGGAUCUGGAGGAGUACCAAAAGGUCCAGUUGGUCCUACUCCGAUAAACAAUCCUGGCAAUCCAGUGUUCACAUGUCAUGAGGAAUUUCCUACUCCUGAGCCUCGAGAGUCGGGCCCGGAUGACUGGUUUCAAGGUUAUGGAAACAAGCCACAGAAUCCCAUGUACAUGACAAGCUCUUCAUCCAUUGGAAAAUUGUCUCCAACUGUCCAUACAAUGCCAACUAGUUUCCAUUGUAAAUCACAAAAAUUCUCUGAGCAUUUAGGAAAGUGUGGCCCAUUCCGCAAUCAUUCUAUGAACACUGCCUUGGACAAGAGCAUUGUAUAAACCUGGACAUAACACUCAGUUGAAAAUAUUCAAUUAAAAAUAACUUAUCCAUUGACUUUUAUGGAUAUCUCAUCUGGAGAAAGAUAUGUUGUUUAAAAUGCAGCACUCCUGAAUAAAGUUUUGAACAAUUUUAUGCAUGACAGUAUCAGACACUUUUAUUAGGAUUGCGAGGUGCCUUCAGUCCUCAACAUAGUUGAAUGAAAAACAUUUCAGCCUGGACUAUAACUAUUUCAUUACAACCGAUGUACAUGUAGUUCCAUUUAGCGAUGAAGAGGCAAUACAACUUAUUUGGAAAGAUGGUUCUUGUUUUACCAACACAUGACACUAUCAUAUCCGUCCAGUUUGAGUUGUCUACAUGAAUAAGAUCUUAUUGUAGAAAUGUGCAGCUAACUAUUCUAUAAGCAGAUUAUGUGAUAUUAGACCCCAUCUUUCUUUCGUUUAUUAGUGUCUUUUCUUCCAACUUGAAAAAGCAUUAUGGACCUUACAUUUUGGUCAAGUUUCUUUUUGCACUUUUGUCAUGUUGUCCACUCCACAUGAUCUUGUUGUAUAUGUGUAUGUUGUAAAGUGUAAAUGUAAAUAAGAAAUGUAGUUUUUGAUUGAAAAAUGUACUUGAAGUUUUUGACAAAUGAGCAAUUUAUGACGUUGGGAUCAAUUCUCCGUUUUAAAUGCCUCCAAUGCGCAAGGCUGCCUGUCAACUUCAUUCACUGUAAGACAUACCAGAAUCUUCUCCACUCAGUAGAAAGUGCAUUUGACAUAGGACACUUGAGCUCAUUGAAUUGAAAUAGUGAGUCUUAAAAAGAAGAUUUUAUCACACCACAUUGUCACCAAAGGUGUAACAGUACUGUCCCACAAAUUAAAACUCACAAUAAAUAUUUAUUUCAUUUGGC
Messenger RNA from Lineus longissimus, 1371 nucleotides. RefSeq names its product piercer of microtubule wall 1 protein-like. Lineage: Eukaryota; Metazoa; Nemertea; Pilidiophora; Heteronemertea; Lineidae. The transcript is spliced from 5 exons. Gene Ontology annotation, cellular component: axonemal microtubule. The record is from RefSeq and is a predicted model, not a curated record. Gene Ontology annotation, biological process: axoneme assembly. Bases 104 to 484 code for a protein of 126 amino acids.